CAAACAUGAUGUCUAUGACUAUGGAUUGCUUAAUAUGUCACGUCAUACUUAUUGUGACUUUGACUAAAUCAUGCAUUGGUAGCAGCUCCAACAUAGAUUCGGAUUACUAUUAUGGUAACAUGGUGGUUCGAGCAGGACGAGUUGUUAAAGAAUGCGAAAACCGCAACAAACAGUACUGUCUUUUAAAAUGUGGAAAUCUUGGUUACGAAUGUAUCAACAACAAAUGCGUUUGUGUCAAGGCGUAUAGAAGUUCUACGUCCAGUCUUGAGAUGCACGUCUCUAAAAAGAAGUCACUUGAAAAAUACAAAUCAGCUAACAUAUACGAAUGGCCAACAGAAUCUUUCGAGCAACCAAUAUUACGUCAUCAUAUCGCGCAUUUUUGCCCAGACCUAGAAAUAGCGCGACAGUGUAUCAGAAAAUGUAUGGCUUUGGGCAAACCUGCGUUUUGUGGCAAGGAUCACGUCUGCUACUGCUCCCACAAACAAAAGUACCCAGGUAAUAACCUAAUUAAUGCUACCGAUGUAUACACGCAAUUUAAAGAUAUGUAUAUAAAGUACUUCGGUCCUGGAAUAUUCCAAGCAAAACCAACUACACAAAAACCGAAAAAGAAAGAUGAAGAUAAGAAAAAGAAAGAAACUGAUGCGAAGGAGAAAGAGGAUGGCAAAGAGGAUGAGGGAGGUGAAGACGGGGAAAAAUCAAAGGAGGACGAAAGUAAAGAGAAAGAAGGGGAAACUGGAGAUGAUGGAGGUGACGAAAGCGGUACCAAAGACAGUAAAGAAAGUAAGGAAGUUGAAGAAACUACAGACAAAGAUGAUAAAGGGGAUGCCGCAGAUGGUGCUGAGACCACCACAGUAGGUGCAGAAGGUGAAGGAGAACGGAGAAGGAUAGCAAUUCUUGAAUAUUAAUUCACAUACUAAAAUUGUUUUGUUUAUUACAAUUUAUUCUUUUAAACACGUUAAUUAAUGUUAUUGUGUGAUUUUUCUGUAAAUAACACGAAACCGGUUUGUGAGACUUAAUUUGUG
Messenger RNA from Hyposmocoma kahamanoa, 1022 nucleotides. RefSeq lists its product as uncharacterized. The record is from RefSeq and is a predicted model, not a curated record. The transcript is spliced from 3 exons. NCBI's taxonomy places the organism in Eukaryota, Metazoa, Arthropoda, Insecta, Lepidoptera, Cosmopterigidae. The coding region runs from base 6 to 905 and encodes 299 amino acids.